GGUGCUAGAAAAAAUGGCAAGGUUGCAAGGGAAAGCCACAGAAGUGAAUCAAGGGCUGGAGAAUGUGCCUUGCAGUAAGAGACUUGGUGCAGUCCAUUUAUUACAAAGGAAACUGGAAGCUGACUGGAUGGUGAAGCACAUUCACUGGGAGAAAACUCUUGGGGUGAAAGCUCCAUAGCCUAGUAGGCAAAGGCCUGGCAAGAGCCAGUGGAUGAAGUGAAAGCUGGACAGAAUCAAAUUAGAAUUAAGAUACACAGUUUACCAGUGAAAUGACUAACCAGUGGAACAGACCAGCAAGGGGGAUGGAGAACUCCCUGUCUCAGCAAAAGCAAAUGCCAUGUUUGAGUAAGACUGUGUGCCUGCCUGGAAGCCAUGCUUUAGUCACCUACAGUAUUGGGCUCAAUUCAGGGGCAAGAACAUGACAUUCUGUGACCUGUGUUAUGUACAGUCAGACUAUUGGAUCUGGUCGUUCCUUUGUGCUUUAAGAACCUAUGAAUUUCACCUUGGAGGAUCAAGUGGAUCAUUUGUUGGCCCGGAAGGUCAGAGCCUACUCCCUGAACUCCAAGAUCCCUGCCCAGGAGAGGAAGACCAUCCUGGCUGACUUGUCAAGUGAGACACCCCGGGUAAAGCUCCUGUAUCUCACCCCAGAGAUGGCAGCUGCUGCCUCCUUCCAGCCCAUCCUGAACUCCCUAGUGUCCCGAAACCUCUUGUCUUACCUGGUGGUAGAUGAAGCUCACUGCAUCUCCCAGUGGGGGCAUGACUUCCGGCCUGACUACCUACGGCUGGGCUCCUUGCGCUGUCACAUACCUAACACGCCCUGCAUCGCUCUGACGGCCACAGCCACCAAACAGGUCCAGGAUGAUAUUGUGGCAUCUCUUAAACUGAAGCAGCCUAUCGCCACCUUUAAGACUCCCUGCUUCAGGUCCAACUUGUUCUACGAUGUGCAGUUCAAAGAACUCUUGACUGAUUCCUAUGGGAAUUUGAAGGAUUUCUGCCUAAAGGCUCUUGAAGUGGAGAACUCCACAGGGGUAUACUCUGGCUGUGGCAUUGUGUACUGCAGGACAAGAGAAACCUGUGACCAGCUGGCUAUUGAGCUGAGCUACAGAGGAGUGAAAGCCAAGGCCUAUCAUGCAGGACUCAAGGCAGCUGACAGGACUUCAGUUCAGAAUGAGUGGAUGGAGGAGAAGGUCCCAGUCAUUGUUGCAACCAUCAGUUUUGGAAUGGGAGUUGACAAAGCUAACGUCAGAUUUGUUGCCCAUUGGAAUAUUGCCAAGUCAAUGGCUGGGUAUUAUCAGGAGUCUGGAAGAGCUGGGAGAGAUGGGAAGCCAUCUAGGUGCCGUCUCUAUUACUCUAGGGAUGACCGGGAUCAGGUCAGCUACCUGAUCAAGAAGGAGCUCUUUACCAUCCAGGAGAAAAAAGGCACCUUGAAAGAGUCUGAUAAAGCAAUGAUGACAGCUUUUGAUACCAUGGUGACCUUCUGUGAAGAGCUUGGCUGUCGUCAUGCUGCAAUAGCAAAGUACUUCGGAGAUGCCACCCCUCCUUGUAACAAGAGCUGCGAUUACUGUAAGAACCCAGGAGCAGUGAAAAAGCAGCUGGACUCACUAGAGUGCUGCAGCAACAACUGGAGCAAAACCUGCAUCGGACCUGCGGGUUCAUCUCGGGGCACCUACGACCCGGAGCUGUACGAAGGAGGGAGGAGAGGCUACGGAGGCUUUGUCAGGUAUGACGAAGGCAGCGGUGGGAGUGGGGAUGAAGCCGGCGAGGAGAGUCGGAAACGGGAGUGGAACAACUUCUACAAGAAGCAGAUGAGUCUGCGCAAGGGCAGGGAGCCUGAGAAGGAGGCCUUUGUCGCUCCAGACGAAAGCUGCCCCUUGAAGGAUGCCUCCAGCAGAAAGAUCUCCAAACUGACAGUGAAGGCUCGAGAACACUGCUUGAAGAUGUUGGAAGAAGCUCUGAGCAGCAACCAGAAGGCAGCACCAGUAGAAAAUGGGUCAGAUCCUCACACGUGUGCAGUGGAGAUGGAGUAUCAGGUGUUCAGAACCAGUAAAAUGGCCAACUCCUACAAGGCAACCGUGCUCAAGAAGGUAGCAGAAAUCAACAAAGCCUCGAAGGAUGGGGAGUUGUAUUCAGCUGGAACUGGCAACAGCAGCCAUGAAAUUAAGUCAGAAACCUCAGUGGAAGAUGGUUUUCUCCCAGCAUCCCAAGUCUAUUCGUUCAAGCCCAAGCGGGUGGGAGCUGGAUUUCGAAGGGGUUCUGACUUGUUCCAGACAGCUUCAGAACUGCUGAAGACCAAGGAGGAGAGUGAAGCAAAGUUGGUGGAAGAAGAAGAGGAUUGUGCAGGCCCACAAGGCAACCACCCAUGUGAUUCAGGACUGGGUAAUGGAGACACUGGCUUCGAAAAUGAAAAAAAGGUGACCAAAGAAGCAUGCACAAGUGCAGGAGGAGCGGUACAAGUCCCUGAAAACAAGGGACAGCAGCCCAAUGACGAUUCCAAAGUCUCCCUGUGGGACAACCCUACCAAGAAGGCAAAACCCACCAAGAAGCAGCAGCUGCUGGCAGAAGCAGCCAGAAAAGAAUCCCAGGACAUUUCCAAAUUCUUCUCACUUUCCAAAGCAGUGCCAAAAGUCUCAGGACACAUCUUGGCAGAGAGAGACAGCUCUCCUGUGAAUGAACUACCUCAGUCUUCUCUGGAAGAGAAGCAGGACAAGCUAGAACCUCAAAGGAAAGAGACUCAAGAGGACAACAGGGUGUCAGCAGGGAAUGUGCUUGGGCAGUCCCAGACAGAGGACCCUGCGUCAAGGAAGACUGACGGGUUUGAGAGCUCAGAGACCGAACAGGGCUCUGGAUCUGCACCCAUGCAAGCAGAGCAAGAUAGUGAUGCUAAACCCAGUGCUGAAGCUGUUACAGAAGCUGAAAUUGCUCCUGCUGGGGAAAGUCAGAUUGGGAAGAGACCAGGACCAGAGGAGGAUAUGGAGAGCCCCGCAGCAAAGAAGCUGCGGACAGCGGGCAAAUCUUCCAUCUUGUCCCAGCCAGAGGGCAAAGGUGUUGGCCCCGUAAAGAAGAAGGUGACUUUUGAUCCAAGUUUGUCAGAGGUUGAUAAAGAAGGAACCACCAAGACCAUCCAGCCAGUUACCAAAGGCGUGUCCCUCAAGGAGACAGCAGACAUAGUCGUCAAGUAUUUGACCCCGUUUUACAAGGGGGGCAAAUUUGCUUCCAAGGAUCUAUUUAAGGGGUUUGCCCGACACCUCUCUCACUUACUAACUGGAGAGAAGAACCCCAUCCGCAAGACGGUUAAAGAAGAAGCGCAAAGACUCAUCAAGGAGUUUUUCAAAACAAGGGUCAGGUGUGAAAACGAGGCAGACUGGCAGGAGCUGUCCAGCUUGGAGAGAUGAUCCCCUGCUCUUCUGCUGGCUCCAUUCCUGCCUGUGGUCACUGGACUCCAAGGAGUUUCAUGGAGAUGCAGAGGGGAGCUUUCCAGCCCUGCUGCUUUUUGGUUCUUUGAAUCUCUGCCACCUUGGUGGCCCUGACAUCAUCUCUAGGAAAGUGACCCUUGUGGUUUUGCCUGCAGGCAUUCUCCAGCAAUGAAGGGACAAUGCCAUCUUCGUCAGCCCUUGCUUGGAGGUCUGCCAUCGUUAAUGCUGCUCUCCUCAGGUGUUCUGUGAUGCCCCCCACCUCUGCUUCCCACUGUGGUUUGAGAAGGGCUUUAGAACGGCAGGUGGUGAUGGAGAUGGAUGUGGCUGGGAUGCUGCUGCUGCUUCCUGGCAGUGUCCCCCACCCACCCCCCAACUUUAUUUACAUUUUUACCAAAAGAAGCCUUACGCUGAGAUCUCAGCUGCAUGUGUUUUGCUCAGGGUUUGUACUGGUGGGAGAUGACAGCCAUGUUCCUGACACUUAUUCUAAGGGAAAGAGAAAACAGUUCUACCCUGCAGCAGCUAGAACCAGGGGCCCUAGUAGGUCUUUUUUUCAUUUGUGUUCGUUUCUUUUAAGCCUGGAUGUAAUUUAUUGCCAGUAGUUCUGUCUGCCCUUUUAAAUACAAAUUGGGCUUUACUGCCCUAUAAUAGACUGGCUGGCUGCUCUCUCAGUAUUAACCUCCCCAAAUGGUUGUGUUUAUAAGGGGUUGGCAUCAAAGUGGGUGACCUUUUUUUCCCCCCCUUGCAUUUUCCUAAAAGCCAUAAACUAGCUGUGCCUAGCCUAGGGACUGCAAUAUAGAGAGUGAUGCUGACUAGACACCCACUGUUGUGAGUAUGCUAGGAGCUACUCUAUCUGCACAAAGCCCCGAAGUGGAGGGAGACAGUAAGUCUUAACCUGGCUCCCAGGAACAUUGGUGUUUUGUUGGGUUCUGCCUUUGUUUGUCUAGAGAAGAUAGUGCUGCUAGACUGACCCACUGCUUGAGAAGCCAGGAGAGGAAUGAGCUUCAAGUAGCUUGUACCUGGGGAAACUGGGCUUUUUAUAUGUACUGAAGGGUACAUGACAAACUGAUAAUAAAUAUGACUGUUGCUACAGGC
This is a messenger RNA of Alligator mississippiensis (American alligator), 4505 nucleotides long. It is a transcript of the gene RECQL5, whose product is annotated as RecQ like helicase 5. Lineage: Eukaryota; Metazoa; Chordata; Crocodylia; Alligatoridae. Bases 492 to 3392 code for a protein of 966 amino acids. Gene Ontology annotation, molecular function: four-way junction helicase activity; ATP binding; 3'-5' DNA helicase activity. Gene Ontology annotation, biological process: double-strand break repair via homologous recombination. Gene Ontology annotation, cellular component: cytoplasm; chromosome. The transcript is spliced from 18 exons. The record is from RefSeq and is a predicted model, not a curated record.